Messenger RNA from Tinamus guttatus (white-throated tinamou), 486 nucleotides. The record is from RefSeq and is a predicted model, not a curated record. NCBI's taxonomy places the organism in Eukaryota, Metazoa, Chordata, Aves, Tinamiformes, Tinamidae.
UCCCAAACAGCUAAUAUGCCUGAGGAUUAUCCAGAUCAGUUUGAUGAGGUAGUGGACUUUAUUCAAGCCACUAUUAAGAGACUGAGGAGAUCACCAGAUAAACAAACUCCGAUUUUUUCUAGGCGGGAGAGAAAUCGGCAAAAUGCAGCCACAAACAUAGAGAAUUCCAGCAAAAAGGGAAGGAGAAAUCACAAGGGCAAAAAUCGAGGAUGUGUCUUAACAGAAAUACAUUUAAAUGUGACUGACUUGGAUUUGGGAUAUGACACCAAAGAAGAGCUGAUUUUCCGGUAUUGCAGUGGAUCUUGUGAUGCAGCCGAGACCACAUAUGACAAAAUUUUAAAAAAUUUAACCAGAAAGAAAAAAAUAGUCAAUGACAAAGUGCGGCCAGCUUGUUGCAGACCCACAGCCUUUGAUGAUGACCUGUCAUUUUUGGACGAUAACUUGGUUUACCAUAUACUGAAAAAACAUUCCGCAAAAAGGUGUGGA